AUGGACAUGUACACUUUUUCGAACGCAGCAAAGAGCGUGAAGGGAAUCCCUAUCAAUGACUCGGAAUCCUCGCUCAGUACGGCAGUUCAUGGGCAGCAGGUGGCGCCGGACCGUUACCAGGCUACUGUCUGCAACAUAACGAAACAGUCACUGAAAAUCCGAACAUGGAAUGUAAGAAAACUGUUCCAAAGUGGGAAGCUGGAUAAUGUGAAGCUAGAAAUGACACGACUGAAGGUAAAUAUCCUAGGAAUAUGUGAAACGAAGUGGACGGGCAGCGGUGAGUUCAACAGCGAUAAUUUCAGGGUGCUAUAUUCAGGUGGAGUAAAACACGAACGAGGAGUUGCUAUGAUACUGGGCAGAGAAAGCGCGAAGAGCUUGCUAGGAUGGUGGGCUCUGUCAGAUAGAGUCAUGCUGAUAAAGUUGAAAGGUAAACAAAUGGAUCUCAGCAUCAUUCAGGUAUAUGCACCAACAACUGCAAGUAGUGAAGAAGAGAUCGAUGAAUUCUACGACACAUUGGAGAAAGCUAAAACGCAAUGCAAGUCUACGGAUGUCACAGUCAUAAUGGGGGACCUAAAUGCAAAGAUAGGAAACGAGGCAGAUGGAGGAACAGUUGGAAAAUUAUGGAUAUGGCGGAGCCCGGGAGACGUUGUUAAGAACCAGAUUGACUACAUUGCUAUCAAGAAACGGUAUAGGAGUACAAUUAAGCACUCAAAGGCAUACCCAGGAGCAGACUGUGGUAGUGAUCAUAUCCCAGUUAUAUGCGAGUUAAAGGUUAAGCUUAAGACAAUCAAGAAAGGAAAGACAAUACCAAGAAUGGAUGAUAAGGCGCUGGUAUCGGUAGCAAAAGAACUUAUACCUAAACGUGAGAAAAAGUCAAAGAGCAAGUGGAUGACGAAUGAGAUCUUGGACAGAAUGUGCUCGAGGCAACAGCUUUACAACCGCGGAAGCAGUGAGUACAAGCAAGCGAGCAAGGAAAUAAGAAAGAAAUGUAGAGAAGUCAAAGAGAUCUGGCUUAAUGAACAAUGUGAAGAAAUUGAAAGACACAAAACCAACGAACCAGGCGCAAUGUACAGGAAGAUUAAGGAAGUAAUGGAUUUCAAAGGUUGUUCUUCUACAGGAUGCAUAAGAUCCAAGAAUGGAGAAGUCUUAAUGGAAAAGGACAAAAUCCUUGAACGCUGGACAAGAAUACAUUGGUGA
This is a messenger RNA of Penaeus monodon (black tiger shrimp), 1197 nucleotides long. Its product is annotated as craniofacial development protein 2-like. The transcript has 3 exons. The coding region runs from base 1 to 1197 and encodes 398 amino acids. Lineage: Eukaryota; Metazoa; Arthropoda; Malacostraca; Decapoda; Penaeidae. The record is from RefSeq and is a predicted model, not a curated record.